Messenger RNA from Dracunculus medinensis (Guinea worm), 672 nucleotides. NCBI's taxonomy places the organism in Eukaryota, Metazoa, Nematoda, Chromadorea, Rhabditida, Dracunculidae. The record is from the annotation of a GenBank genome assembly.
AAAAAAGUCCAAACGUUGGUUGUUGGUUGCGUCUUUUAUCUAUCUUUUAAUUAUAGCAAAUUUAGCGUUAAUGAGAAUAUGCGAAGUGGAAAUAAGAAAUCGCAAUUAUCAGUUUAUCUGGAAGCACAAUGUGGCGAUUCAACUCAUUUUUUAUUAAGCCAGUUAAAACCAUUUUGGCUAGAAUUCAUUCAGUCUGAACGAAUUGAUUUUGAAAUUAUUCCAUUUGGUAAGGCUAGAUGCGUACCUGUUGUCGACGAUUUCAAAAGAAGAAUGGGAAAAAAUUUUUUUAGAUGUGUAUGUCAGCAUGGGCCAGAAGAAUGUCUUUUAAACCAAUUAAUGAACUGCGUAAUCGAUGAGUUAUAUGUUCCAGAAAGAUAUUUUCCAAUUCUGUUUUGCUUGCAAGGGAAAAUGUCUCAAGAAGAAGGUGUGAGGGAUUGCUUAUUGCCUUCUCGUGAACUACCCAUUCAAAGAUUAAUUAAUUGUGGAUCAACUAUUCAAGGAAGACGUUUACUAGCACAAGCCGGUGACAAAACUGCUUCAUUAAAUCCAAAACUGUCGUUUGUUCCUUGGAUACUCGUGGAUGGCGUAAGGUCGGUUGAUGCACUGUACAACUUAAAAGAAGUAUUAUGUGCCAAACUCAUUCCAUCGCCAAGGCAGUGCAAUGCCAUAUAG